GACACACGUAGCCUACGUAGGCGAGUAUCCAACCGACCGACCAACCCCCUUCUCCCCCGCCCCCCCCGGUCGACUGGAGAACCGGCAAGCGGCGGGACGAGCGCUGCAGCUCCGACGGGACGGACAGGACGGAGGUCUCCACCGAACGAGGAGGUGUGUUACUGGGCUGAGUCCCCUCAUUGUGUGCAGCAGCACCAUGGCAGCUAUGGGACCUGAGGACAGAGUUGGAGCAGGGCCAGGCGGGACGGCAGUCUGCCAGGUGGGACUACAGGCCUGCACCGCUACAACCACGCACAACAGCAACGGGCCUGACACGCAGCAGACUCUGGUGUGUACACAGAGGCGUGUCCAGGCUGGGAAAACAUUCGUGGAGAGCAGACAUCACGAGAACAAAACAUCCGUUCCCCCGGCACAAAGGGAGGCUGAGCGAGGCUGGAAAAACCUGGCAGCUCCCUUGGAAACUAUGGGACCCACAAUGCACCUCACCAAUGCACCAGCUACUAGAGAGGUGCCUUACAGUUUCCGCAGCCCAGAGUCAGUGGAGAUGGACGAGAUCAUGGCCGCCAUGGUUCUGACCAGUCUGUCCUGCAGCCCCGUGGUCCAGAGCCCUCCACACACAGAUCCUGUACCAGCCGGCUCAUCAUCGUCAGCUGACAUGGAGUGUGGUGGCGGCGAGCUCUCCGACAGCGGCAGCAGCGGCUACUGGAGCUGGGACCACGGCAACGUGAGCCCCGCCCCCUCGCCGUCCGUCACUGAGAUGGACGGCAGCCUUGAUGAAGGCCUACAAAUGGAACUGGAUCAGGGAGAGGAGCUAAAUGCCAAAAAGCCAAAGAGCUCUUUCAGAGGUGUGUAUAAGUGUCUGUGGCCCGGUUGUGGCAAGGUGCUCACGUCUUCAGUCGGAAUAAAAAGACACAUCCGGGUGCUACAUCUGGGCAGUGGGUCAGAUCAGUCCCAGAGAGAAGAGGACUUCUACUACACCAAGAUCUCCUGUGAGACUGUGGAUGCCUGCUCCGUUCCAGCUCCUUUAGUUCCUCCAGCUCCUUCCCAGCAGGCUCUGGGCCAGGCUUCAUCCUCUCAACUCAGCUGGGCCUCCUGCGCUUCUACUGUGGCCUCGGGGCUCCAGAUCCCCCCAGAUCACAGACCCAGGUCCAACUCCAGCUCCGGGGCCGGCCCGAGCAGGCCCAGUCCACUCAGCCAGUCGGCCCCCAGCAGCUUCUGGCAGAUCCACUCCGAACAUCUCUAUCAGGCCUGUAGCCCCGUCCAGGUAUCUGUGGCCUCCAAAAGCCCCGGCUGCCAGGGUUGGACCCCUUCCGCCUCCGUCUCUGGUCCCAGUAACACUCCGGUGGUGAAAGCUCGCUGUCGGUCCGUCAGUGUCGGGGAACAGUGGCUCCAGCAGAACAGGCUGCAGCCUAUGAGCGCGUCGCCUUCCCGCACUCACUGCUCCUUCAGGAAGGGUCGCGGGGAGGCCAAAAAGUGCCGCAAGGUGUACGGAGUGGAGCGCAAGGACCAGUGGUGCACCGCCUGCCGCUGGAAAAAAGCCUGCCAGCGCUUCCCCGACUAAAGGCGGCAGCGCGAGCGAGAGACGGAAGACGUGGAUGGACGGAUGGAUGGAUAGAUGGAUGGAUGGAUGGAUGGAUGAGUGAUAAAAAAAAACUUUUAACUUUUAUCAAAAGAGAGGAUAUAAAUAAGGGCCCGAGAGCCGUCAAGGAAAACAACAGUUCUGUUUUUUGUUUUUUGUCUUACUUUUCAACUCUUUUUGUUUCUUUCCUAAAAGAAAUUGCAAAUGGACUUUUCUGUAUCUUUGUAACUUGAUCCUGAAAACUGAAGUCUGCGAUGGUGCUAACUGUUGACUGACUUUGAACAUGUGAUGUGCUAAGCCUACAAUACUCUCCUACUUUAUCCAAAGGUUCAUCUUUACUGCUCCUGUAGCUCCACUGUAUUAGACUGCUACUUGGCUGUUUUUCCUUCAUUCUAACCCUAUCUUCCAGUGGUUACACGGUGGUUAUGAUGUACAUUAUAUUGUGUGCUUUGAGUUACGUACAAGUAUUUUAUACCUUGUUUUUUUUUUUUUUUAAAUCGUCUCUUUCCGCCCGUGUAUCGGGCAGAUUAUCUUUUUUGGAAUUUACAUGUUUUUUGGCACUUUGUUGAAAUAUGAACUCACAAGAAUAAGCUACGUUUGGUUUCGACUCAACCAAGUACCUAUUUCCUUCCUGCCCAUGUGUUGGCAUACAACCAGUGUUAAUGGUUUAAUCCGUGAAGCUAUGGAGUCAUGGCAAUGAGACUAGCAUUAGGGGAAUGAGUUGGUAAUAGCAAUAAAAAAAAAAUAAAAGAGGAAAUAUAUUGUCAAACACAAAUUAAAAAGCACUGAGAAUUUGAAACUUA
This is a messenger RNA of Perca fluviatilis (European perch), 2382 nucleotides long. It is a transcript of the gene znf395b, whose product is annotated as zinc finger protein 395b. The transcript has 10 exons. The coding region runs from base 197 to 1561 and encodes 454 amino acids. Lineage: Eukaryota; Metazoa; Chordata; Actinopteri; Perciformes; Percidae. Gene Ontology annotation, molecular function: RNA polymerase II cis-regulatory region sequence-specific DNA binding; DNA-binding transcription factor activity. Gene Ontology annotation, biological process: regulation of transcription by RNA polymerase II. Gene Ontology annotation, cellular component: nucleus. The record is from RefSeq and is a predicted model, not a curated record.